UUUUCGUCGCAAGUAGUUUAAUUUCAAAAGCCAAAGCGCGCGCAUCACUCGAAAGUUUAUUUUGUAAUAAAUUUGAACAAAAAUAACGUUCUCGUUUGUUUGAAAAAAAUAUUAAAAAUUAUACAAAAUAUAAACAAAAUAAUCCCCAAACGGAUAUUUAAUAUAAAUUUUUAUUUUAGAUUACAAAAAGUGUUAUAAAUAAGUAAUAAAAAAAGUAAUUAAUAGGGAUUUUCUAUAAACUUUAUAAUAUUGUUUAUAUUCAAAUAUAACAAGUGUUUACUGAUCCUGUUAUCAAUUGAUAAACGAAUUUUAAAGAAUUUAAAAUAAUCACGAAUUUCGAUUGCCUUCAAACGGAGCAGCAGACACAAUGGCUGGAAAAUAUGAAUACACAUUAGGCGUCAAUGAACUAAAAUCGAAGGAAUUUCGUUUAUGGCAAUCACUUAUUGGUGAAUUUCUUGGAAAUUUAAUACUAAACUUUUUCGCUUGUGGUGCUUGCACACAACCUGAAGAUGGUACAUUUAAGGCUUUAGCUUUUGGUCUGGGUGUUUUUAUGGCCAUCACUAUUGUUGGACAUCUAAGUGGUGGUCACGUAAAUCCUGCUGUAACUUUGGGCAUGUUAGUUGCUGGCCGUAUAAGUGUUCUACGUGCAGUACUCUAUAUAAUAUUCCAAUGUUUAGGAUCAAUAGCGGGUACGGCGGCAAUAAAAACCUUACUCGAUGAAUCCUACUAUAACGGUUUGGGUCACACCAGUUUAAGUGUGAACAUAACUGAACUACAAGGUCUCGGUAUUGAGUUCUUCUUAGGUUUAGUUUUGGUAUUGACUGUAUUCGGGGCCUGUGAUGCUAAUAAACCCGACUCCCGUUAUACUGCCCCCUUGGCCAUUGGUAUGGCUGUUACAUUGGGUCAUUUGGGCACCAUCAAUUACACUGGUGCCAGCAUGAACCCAGCACGUACUUUAGGCACUGCUUUUGCCACUAACAAUUGGAAUGCCCAUUGGGUAUACUGGGCUGGUCCAAUUUUGGGUGGUAUUGCUGCCGCUUUGAUUUACACACAAAUUUUGGAGAAACCAGCUGCAGCAAAGGUUAGUGAAGUAUCGGAUAAAUACAGGACACAUGCCGACGAACGUGAGAACUGAAUACAAAUCCAAAAACCAAAAACAAAAUCCCAUUGCAAUUCUCACGCUUUCUGUAGUUUUGUCCGUCUAUCACAAAAACAAAUAAACAAACACCCACACACAGAACGACAAAUAAAUGAAUUUUUAUUUUCUUGCCGUGAGAAUAAAACCGUUAUAUAUUUUAAAUAUUUUUGUAUUAUUAUUAUAUUAUUAUUAUUUUUAUGUUUUUUUUUUUUUUUUUUUGUUGUAUUGUCUUUAUUAUAAUUGUAUGUUUUAUAACAUGGAUUUUUGUCUUAAAAAAAAAACACUCAAACAUCUUUCUUCAAAUACAGAUGAGAAAAUUGGAAGGAGCACGUGAUUACGCUUAAAAAUAAAAAAAAUCUUAGAAACAGCGAACAAUAAUCUCUGUAAGAAGUUGUAGAAAAACAAAACAACAACAUGGUUUUCUAUAGAAAUUUCCAAUUGGAAAUCGAAUAUAUACACUAUUUUUGAAUUACAUUUAUACAAACAGGAUUACAACCUUUUUUAUUAAAGAAAAAGAAUCGUAACUAUUGCAUAUUUAUUAAAUUUAUAAUAAAUUUUUUGUGUGUUCUUUAACAUUAUAAGUUUUUUUGUCAAGAAGAUUUUGUAAAAUUUUAUGAUGUUUUUACUUUUUAAUUUUUUCUUCUCACAUUUUAUAAUAAUUACCCACAUGCAUACAUUUAUAAAUAUUUAUUAAUUUAUAAUAAUUAUAAAUAAACGAAGGUAUUUGAAAUAUUUAUUUUUUUGUAUUGUAUUAAUCAUAUUCCGUAAUAGUAAUAAAAUUACUAAUAAUUAUAAAUCCAAGUAUAAUUAAGGAAAUAUUGACAUUGUAUACAAACUAAAACCAAAUAUACUCUUUAAAAAUAAACAAUUUCUAAAAAUGA
Lucilia sericata (common green bottle fly) is the source of this 2019-nucleotide messenger RNA. RefSeq names its product aquaporin AQPAe.a (gene Prip). The record is from RefSeq and is a predicted model, not a curated record. NCBI's taxonomy places the organism in Eukaryota, Metazoa, Arthropoda, Insecta, Diptera, Calliphoridae. Gene Ontology annotation, molecular function: water channel activity. The transcript is spliced from 7 exons. Gene Ontology annotation, biological process: transmembrane transport. Gene Ontology annotation, cellular component: plasma membrane. The coding region runs from base 368 to 1135 and encodes 255 amino acids.